Molecule: messenger RNA, 4589 nt
Organism: Choloepus didactylus (southern two-toed sloth)
Lineage: Eukaryota; Metazoa; Chordata; Mammalia; Pilosa; Megalonychidae
Gene: PPP1R10
Product: protein phosphatase 1 regulatory subunit 10
Exons: 19
Coding region: 750-3443 (897 amino acids)
Cellular component (GO): nucleus
Molecular function (GO): metal ion binding
Source: RefSeq, a predicted model, not a curated record
UUGGUGAAUAUGUUGUUGGGUGGAUAAAGUUUUGCGGAGAUCGUUGGCCUGGGAGAUGUGGGUCGGUGGUGGGUUCACUUGAGUGCCACGUUUUACAUAAAGCGGCUGCGUUGGAAUUGGGACAUGGAGCUGUAUUUUGGGAAAUACGGUACUUGGGGGUGUUUUAGAAGCAACCCGUACUGAUUAUAUCUUUCUCCCUUGUGUUCCUUUUACCCCAGGUUUGAAUUUUCUCGGAGAAAGACAGGCCGGCCACGAGGAAAAAAGAAACAAGCCGCAGCAACAUCUAAGCCCUUGAAAGGAUCCUGAGAGGGGGGAAAGGGAAAACAGCAGCCACCAGCCCAACCACUUGUGUCUUCUGCCCCUACCCACCCAUCUUGCCCCCCCCACCAGCCCACGCUGCUUGGGACUUGAGAUCUGUGGCCGAAGGACCGUCACCACAUAACUUCAAAAAUAAUCAACCACCCUCCCUUCCCAAACAACCCAAAUUCACUCAUCCAGCGUUUAAUUUUUUGAAACCACUCAGAAUUUUUUACUACGAACCCCCCCUCCCUAAAUGGAGUUGGGUGGGGGGAAAUGAAAACUGAGUUGGCCUUGAUUUUUUUUAAGAGACUUUUUGAUCCAAUGAGGCCCCCCAAAUAAUUGUUUUGGGUCCUGGUUGGUGGUUUUAUUUUUUUCUCCAAAAUUUUAGCCCCCCCUUCCCCUGAGCCCGAGGUGCUGACGUCGCAAAAAAAUUGGAUAAAACCACGAUCAUGGGUUCAGGUCCCAUAGACCCCAAAGAGCUUCUCAAGGGCCUGGAUAGCUUCCUUAACCGAGAUGGGGAAGUGAAGAGUGUGGAUGGGAUUUCUAAGAUCUUCAGUCUGAUGAAGGAAGCACGAAAGAUGGUGAGUCGAUGCACUUACUUGAACAUUCUCCUGCAGACCCGUUCACCAGAAAUAUUGGUCAAGUUUAUUGACGUUGGUGGCUACAAGCUUCUUAACAAUUGGCUGACAUAUUCAAAGACAACCAACAACGUUCCCCUCUUGCAGCAAAUUCUACUGACCCUGCAGCACCUGCCACUCACCGUGGACCAUCUCAAGCAGAACAAUACAGCCAAACUGGUGAAGCAAUUGAGCAAGUCAAGUGAGGAUGAAGAGCUCCGAAAAUUGGCCUCAGUCCUUGUCAGCGACUGGAUGGCUGUCAUCCGCUCCCAGAGUAGUACACAGCCUGCUGAGAAAGAUAAGAAGAAACGUAAAGAAGAGGGAAAAAGUCGAACCACUCCUCCUGAGCGGCCCUUGACUGAGGUGAAGGCUGAGACCCGGGCUGAGGAGGUCCCAGAGAAGAAGAAGGAGAAACCCAAGUCUCUUCGAACCACAGCACCCAGUCACGCCAAGUUCCGUUCCACUGGUCUAGAGCUGGAGACACCGUCUCUGGUGCCUGUGAAGAAGAAUGCCAGUGCUGUGGUGGUCUCUGACAAGUACAACCUCAAACCCAUCCCCCUGAAGCGUCAGAGUUUGGCAGCUGCUCCAGGGGAUGCUGCCCCCCAUGCAGAGAAGAAAUAUAAGCCACUCAACACAACACCCAAUGCCACCAAAGAGAUCAAAGUGAAGAUCAUCCCGCCACAGCCCAUGGAGGGCCUGGGCUUUCUGGAUGCUCUCAAUUCAGCCCCUGUUCCAGGCAUCAAAAUUAAGAAGAAAAAGAAGGUGCUGUCACCUACAGCUGCCAAGCCAAGUCCCUUUGAAGGGAAAGCAAGCACAGAACCGAGCACAAAACCUUCUUCCCCAGAACCAGCACCUCCUUCUGAGGCUAUGGACAUAGACCGUCCAGGGACUCCAGUUCCCCCUGUUGAAGUUCCAGAGCUCAUGGAUACUGCAUCUUUGGAGUCAGGGGCUCUGGAUGCUAAGCCAGUGGAGAGUCCUGGAGAUCCUAGCCAACUCACACGUAAAGGCAGGAAGAGGAAAACUGUGACGUGGCCUGAGGAGGGCAAACUGAGAGAAUACUUCUAUUUUGAACUGGAUGAAACUGAACGAGUAAAUGUGAAUAAAAUCAAGGACUUUGGUGAGGCAGCAAAGCGAGAGAUACUGUCAGACCGACAUGCGUUUGAAACAGCCCGGCGUCUGAGCCAUGACAACAUGGAGGAGAAGGUGCCCUGGGUGUGCCCCCGGCCCCUGGCUCUGCCCUCACCUCUUGUCACCCCUGGAAGCAACAGUCAGGAACGAUACAUUCAGGCUGAACGGGAGAAAGGAAUCCUUCAGGAGCUCUUCCUGAAUAAGGAGAGUCCUCAUGAGCCUGAUCCUGAACCCUACGAACCCAUUCCCCCUAAACUCAUCCCUCUAGAUGAGGAAUGUUCCAUGGAUGAAACCACAUAUGUUGAGACCCUGGAGCCUGGGGGGGCAGGUGGCUCACCUGAUGGAGCAGGUGGCUCCAAGUUGCCUCCUGUUCUGGCCAAUCUGAUGGGGAGCAUGGGUGCGGGGAAGAGCCCCCAGGGCCCUGGAGGCGGAGGAAUCAAUGUCCAGGAGAUCCUCACCUCCAUCAUGGGCAGCCCAAACAGUCAUCCCUCAGAAGAACUGCUGAAACAGCCAGACUACUCAGACAAGCUCAAGCAAAUGCUGGUACCACAUGGACUUCUAGGCCCUGGGCCAAUAGCCAAUGGUUUCCCACCAGGAGGCCCUGGAGGCCCCAAGGGCAUGCAGCAUUUCCCCCCUGGCCCUGGGGGACCUAUGCCAGGCCCUCAUGGAGGCCCUGGGGGCCCUGGUGGGCCAGUGGGUCCACGUCUCUUAGGUCCCCCACCCCCUCCCCGGGGCGGUGAUCCCUUCUGGGAUGGCCCAGGUGACCCCAUGCGUGGUGGACCAAUGCGGGGGGGUCCUGGACCAGGUCCUGGGCCAUACCAUAGAGGCCGUGGUGGCCGAGGAGGAAAUGAACCUCCUCCUCCUCCUCCUCCUCCAUUCCGAGGGGCCAGAGGAGGUCGCUCUGGUGGAGGACCCCCAAAUGGACGAGGGGGCCCCGGUGGGGGCAUGGGCGGUGGCGGUGGUCAUCGUCCCCAUGAAGGCCCUGGUGGUGGCAUGGCUGGGGGCAGCGGACAUCGCCCCCACGAAGGCCCUGGCGGAGGCAUGGGUGGCAGUGGUGGCCAUCGUCCCCAUGAAGGCCCUGGUGGGAGCAUGGGUGGCAGUGGUGGCCAUCGCCCCCAUGAAGGUCCUGGACAUGGGGGGCCCCAUGGCCACCGGCCUCAUGAUGUCCCUGGUCACCGAGGCCACGACCAUCGAGGGCCACCCCCUCAUGAGCACCGCGGCCAUGAUGGUCCUGGCCACGGGGGAGGGGGCCACCGAGGGCACGAUGGAGGCCACAGCCAUGGAGGAGAUAUGUCAAACCGGCCUGUUUGCCGACAUUUCAUGAUGAAGGGCAACUGCCGCUAUGAGAACAACUGUGCCUUCUACCACCCGGGUGUCAAUGGGCCCCCCUUGCCCUAGGGACCACUGCCUGCCCCACCCACACCGCCCCCUGUGGACUGCAGCCUUGCUCCUUCCACCUUGUUAUGGCUUCUGUGAGGCCCGUUUUUUCCUUUGCCCAGCUGAGGAGGAGCCGGCCCCUUCAGUUCCCACCUGCUUGGGUUCCUGGGGGGUUUUCUGAUCACUGGUGCACACUGAUGUACAUAUUUCCCUCCAGUCUGGGGAGGAGAGAGACUGGACACAUUCUGUACCCCUGGACUGCUGAAAAGGAGACCCGGUUGGCUUCACUUUUGGAGGAGAUUCACCCUGUACUCCAAACCCCUUCCCAGUAUUACCCUUUAUGCCUGAGAACCUAAAGCUGGUUAUCCUGGAGAACAUCUCUGCUCUCCUGUUGUGGGUUCUCCAUACGCACACAGAACUCUUGACAAGGGAUCACCUGCACUUAUGAAAUCAUCCCAGCCAUGUUCAUUGUUCCUCAUGGGGUGGGGAGGUGUAAGGGGUAUUAUAUAUCCCACUGCACUGAGAGGGCUCAAUCAGGCUGGAUUUGAGUUCUGGAACACACAUCAUCCCCACUCCUCCCCAGACUCGGGCUUUACAUUGAGUCCUUUUUCAAGUAACACUUUGCCAACCUUCUGUGAACACCCUAGACUGCAUCAUGGGUCUGCUAGGUUCAAUGAUGGCAAAUUCACAUCCGCAUCCAGUGAAACUUUUAGCUGCAAGGUGAGGCCCGCGGUGCUGGGCUGUGUCCUUGCCUACAGUUCAUUCGGGAGACUUGAUGAAAUCCUUCAGUGAGAUCGGCUUGAGCCCAGCACCCUGGGCCUGACAGUCACACUACAUGCACUGCCUUCGGGAGUUGGCUUGCUCCCGGCCCCCGUUUGAAGCCUCGUUGGUGUGAGGCUUCCAGCCCCCUCGCCCUGUCACCCACCACUGAAUCCUCCCAGGUGCCUUCCUGGGUGGAGUCAAGGGGGUGAUCUUGCCCUUUCCCAGCCCUCUCCUCCACCUGUCUCAGCAUCAGUUGUUUUCUAUGAAAACAGUGGAUUGGUUGGGUUUCAUGCAGGGUCUUGGGUUAGAGCCACAAUGGAUUUAAGGAUGAGUAUUUUUUUUCUUUUGGUUUUGUAUAUUUUGUACAUUAAUAAUAAACCGUGGGAAGAGAAGCAGCUUAUUUAA